AUGGCUGCCGUUAAAAAAGAGGAGGAACUAAAUAAAGUUGAGGGACUUGAAAAUGGUGAGGAAGAGGAACUAGAUGCUGUAGAGGAAGGCGAAACUAAAGAUCCCGCUAAGAAGAAGAAAAAGAAAAAGAAGAAGAAGAAGACAGAAAAUGAAGCUACAGCUGAAAAUGAGUCUGCUGAAGUAACAAAUGCUUCAGAAAAGAUUGAAGCUUUGACUGUUGAUGAUGCACCUGCUGAAGGUGAUGAAAAAAAGAAAAAGAAGAAGAAGAACAAAAAUAAAUCUGGCAAGGGUCCAACUAAGGAGCAAACCAACCCACCAACCAUCCCUAUUGCAGAGUUGUAUCCUGAUGGCAACUUCCCCGAGGGUGAGAUAACAGAGCAUGGCCCAGCUGAAGGCAUUGAUGAAAGAACUGCAAAGGAACGAUUCUCUAGCGAGGAGAAGAGAGCUCUUGAUAGACUGCACCAAGACAUCUACCAGGAAAUCAGACAUGCUGCAGAGGCACAUAGACAAACACGUAAAUACAUGCGCGAUUGGAUCAAGCCAGGCAUGACUAUGAUUCAAAUCUGUGAAGAACUAGAAUCAACAGCAAGACGUCUGAUUGGUGAAGAUGGACUGAAAGCUGGUCUGGCUUUCCCCACUGGUUGCAGCCGUAAUCAUUGUGCGGCUCAUUAUACUCCCAACACUGGUGACACAACUGUCCUAGAAUAUGAUGACGUCGUAAAAAUCGACUUUGGUACUCACAUCAACGGGCGCAUCAUUGAUUGUGCCUUCACACUGAGCUUCAACCCGCGUUACGAUCCAUUGGUCAAGGGAGUACAGGAAGCUACUGAAGCAGGCAUCAAGGCUUCUGGAGUUGAUGUUAGGCUGUGUGACGUAGGAGCUGCUGUUCAAGAGGUUAUGGAAUCACAUGAAGUAGAAAUCGAUGGCCAAGUAUAUCAAGUGAAACCCAUACGUAAUUUGAAUGGGCACUCCAUUGGACCAUACAGGAUCCACGCUGGUAAGACAGUACCAAUUGUGAAGGGUGGUGAAACUACACGCAUGGAAGAGAAUGAAUUUUAUGCUAUUGAGACAUUCGGAUCUACUGGACGUGGCCAAGUGCAUGAUGAUAUGGACUGCUCUCAUUACAUGAAGAACUUUGAUCAACAAUUUGUCCCACUGAGGCUCCAAUCAUCAAAGCAACUCCUGAACUUGAUCAACAAAAAUUUCGGAACCCUGGCGUUCUGUAAGCGAUGGUUAGAACGCGCAGGUGCGUCUCGUUAUGCUAUGGCGCUCAAGGACUUGUGUGACAAAGGCGUGGUGGACGCAUACCCUCCGCUUUGCGACAUCAAAGGAUGCUACACUGCUCAAUUCGAGCACACUAUUCUGUUAAGACCCACUUGCAAAGAAAUUAUAUCGCGCGGAGAUGAUUACUAG
This is a messenger RNA of Spodoptera littoralis (African cotton leafworm), 1413 nucleotides long. Lineage: Eukaryota; Metazoa; Arthropoda; Insecta; Lepidoptera; Noctuidae. The record is from the annotation of a GenBank genome assembly.